Salmo salar (Atlantic salmon) is the source of this 10389-nucleotide messenger RNA. Its product is annotated as zinc finger homeobox protein 3. Gene Ontology annotation, molecular function: DNA-binding transcription factor activity, RNA polymerase II-specific; RNA polymerase II cis-regulatory region sequence-specific DNA binding. Gene Ontology annotation, biological process: regulation of neuron differentiation; regulation of transcription by RNA polymerase II. Gene Ontology annotation, cellular component: nucleus. The record is from RefSeq and is a predicted model, not a curated record. NCBI's taxonomy places the organism in Eukaryota, Metazoa, Chordata, Actinopteri, Salmoniformes, Salmonidae.
UCCCAUUGAUACUGUCUGCGCAAUUACGCACAUGCGCAGUGGGGUGUUUUAGCCAUCUGAUGGAAACCAACUAGCAGGAAUAAUAAAUAGCUAAGUGUUUUUCUCUCCUAUAUGAUCAGACCUAACUGUACCUCUCCCCCUCCGUCCCAAUGUUUACAGUAGAUAUAGCUUUAAGAAGAUUUUAGGAACACAGACUGUUAUGCUGCUCUCUCUGGUCCAAAGGUAAUAUGUGGAUGUUCAGUAGACCCUCUAUGUGACUGGAUUACUACUGCUCCAAGGAGUCCACAGACGACACCGCCGCACAGAUGUGAGUCUGCGUUUUUUCUAACUGUCGGCGAAAUCCCUGACAGCCCAUGUAGCCCAGGUAAUGAUAGCUGCAUGGGUUCGUUGUUGAAGGCUACUGGUGCCUGUUAUAUCGACAUUCGUAUUACUUUAUUAUAGGCUAACCUAGACAUAAUUAUUCUACAGACCAGCGGAUUGUUUAUCUUAUCGCAAAUGUGUUCGUUUCGUCAGUGCGAGUUUUGAGUGUCACCUUUGUUUGGCUGUGGUUGUUGACUGGAAAGAAGAGCGUUGUGCCUUUGUAAACGGGUGCGGGCUGUUUGUACUUGUUCUCUCUUGAGUAGGCUAAACGAAGACAGAAGUAGGCUACAGGAAUAUUUUAACAUCGCCAUAGUCACCAUUCCAGUUAAAUAAUAUAUGUCAGCCGGUGUAUGUUGGUUACCAGCAGCAGUUGCAGGCUACUGUUAGAGAGAUACAGUAGUUCCACGGUUUUUAGUGUUUUUUGGGGGGCAUUUUUUGGACAUAGCCCCAGGUUAUUGAUCUGUGUGUAAAUGAAAACCUUUAGGGCCAGGGGAGCAGCUAUAAAUUAGUCGAGUUUUGCCAAUGCCUACAAGUCUGUUGGUUAUUGUGUUGCAGUAACAAAGUUAUUGGUAGUGUAUAUGCAUUUCUUAAUUUAUUCACAGUAUUUUUGUGUGGCUUUUGUAAGCACCAUUAUGAACAGCGGUGAGGGAGGGAGAGGAAGGGAUGGAGGAAGAGAGGGAGGACAGGAGAGAGAACCUGAAAAGAGCCCCAAGCUGUUAUCCCAUCCUCUCCUGACCCUGGAAGUGAUUUCCUGUGAGGGGUUGUCCUCUCGAACCUUAGCCCUGUCCCCUGCCAAAGAGCCCCCCACCCUGAUCCAGACAGAGACAGAGCAGGGCGGUGCAGAGGGGACCGCAGGCAGAGAGGAGACCCCAGGAGGGGAGGGAGGGGAGAGGGUUGGACAUUCACAUGGAGGCAGACUGGAGGAAGAGGAAGAGAAGCUAAAGGAGAAGAAGGAGAAAGAAAGAGUGUUACUGGUGGAUGACAGAGAGGAAACGGUGGGGAGAGAGAACCUUGCACCAGCCUUUAGUAGCAAAGACAGAGGAGGAAAGGAGGAGAAACAGAGGGAAGAGGAGAAGAGGGAAGAGGCCAUCUCAAACCAAAGCCAAACCAAAUCCAAAUGUUGUCUAUUACCUCGACGGAGCCAGCACAGCUCUGCCUCCUGCAUUGUUAUGGCCAGUGGUACACUGAACAAUAACACCCUCAUCACUCCUUCCUCUUCUCCAAAAUGCUCUACCUUUUUUCCCUCGUCUCCUUCCUCUCAGAGCGAGACAGAGAUGAGUGAUACAGGAGGAGUGCAGGGCAGUAGUCCUAGUUUUCCUCUGAGCUUUAUAAAACCCCAGAAGUCAGCCCUGCCUGAGUCCACCAGCACACCUGUUACGGAUGAUAGGAGGGCAGACACAACUCACACUUCCCUUAUUGCCAAUGGAGACACCGCCAAAGUUCCAAAACCAAACAACAACCCGAAAGAGACAGAUGGAAAAAGAGAGGGAGAUGGAGCGAUAGAUGGAAAAAGAGAGGGAGAUGGAGCGAUAGAUGAGAACUUAAAGACCGUUUCUAAAUACCUCUACCCCUCUCUGUCCUCUCCUGGCUCACUGGACAGUCACAUGGCCUUGAUGCACUCCUGGAACUCCUGCAAGAUGCUCAAAUGCCCCAAGUGUAACUGGCACUACAAGUCCCAGCAGACACUGCAUGCCCACCUCAGAGAAAAACACCCUGCGUCUGGGGGCUUGUGUGUGUGUGGGGGCUCGGGGGAGAAGUGUGUGUGUGGAGGGUCAAGGGGUGUGUGUGUGUACUGUAGCACGGGGAAGGCCCACCCUCGUCUGUCCCGGGGAGAGAGUUAUGUCUGUGAGUACAAGCCCUACCGCUGUGGUGUGUGUGGUUACACGACCUCCUCUAAAGGAAACCUCAGCAUACACAUGCAGUCAGACAAACACCUCAGCAACGUACAGGUAGCAGGACACACACACCCUGCGCACGGCACACACACACACUCCGCACACAAUGGGGGCUACGGACGCACACACCCCACAGUCACACAGCCCCCUGCACACACAACACCCUACCCCAGCCAUCCCUCCUCCCAGGGUAAGAGGUGGCGGUGUGAGGUGUGUGAUUAUGAGACCAGCAUUGCUCGGAAUCUGCGCAUACACACCACCAGCGAGAAACACAUGCAUAACGUGCUGCGCUUGAAACAAACACACAACGUGUUACAGAGAAGCUACUACCUGGCCCACUGCACGAGUCUGCCUCCUCAACUCACACUGCUACACAGCAUAGGUGGGGAACAGUCUUUGGAUAUGCAUCAACUAUCAGCAGAGGAGCCAGUCGCCCCGGAUUCAACCCUGACCCCCUCCCCCUCUCCUCCUCCCUCCUCCUCACCAUCCCCUUCUCCCUCCCCCUCUCCCCCUCCUCCACUGUCUCUCCCCCCCUCUUAUCCUCUUUCCUGUGGUGUGUUCCAGUGCCUGGUGUGUUCCAGUUUCUCCUCUGACAGUCUGGAGUCUCUUAGGUCUCACCUGAGCGCCCCCUGCUCCCUGCCCCAGUCUGAGUGGCGCUCUCUGGUGGCUGGAGGCUGCUACUGCAGGCUGUGUGGCUACAGCACCCCCCUCAGGGCUAACUUCACCCUGCACUGCCAGACAGACAGACACAGGGCCCAGUACCAGCUGGCUUCCCACCUCUGGGAGAAGGGGGAGGCCGGGGACAGGGAGGAAUUUGAGAAGUUGGUUGCUACAGGCAACCCAGUCCAGCUGAAGUGUAACUUGUGUGACUUCCAGACCACCAGCUUGGAGAAACUGAAAAUACACAGCAUCAACAGCCAACACCAGGCCAGCCUCAAAGUCUACAGGUUCUUACAGCAGUAUGACAGUACAGUAGAUGGAGGGUCCUGGUUGUUCCACUGUGUCCUGUGUAACUACUCCUCCUGCUCUAAACUCCACUUAUUGAGACAUACCCACUCCCCUGGUCAUCAGAAGAGGGAGCGUCACUACUUGCAGUUAGUGAGAGGGAGGAGCCUGGAGGAAGGGGAGGGGCUAGCGGCUACUUUCACCAUUAGGAAGUGUCCCAGUCCUGAGACAGGUGGAAGCAUUGAGGAGGAGGGGGAGAGGAGAGAUUCCCUUUCUCCAGGCAAGCGAUCGUUCUCUGGGCUGGAGGAGACACAGAGCCCCCUCUCUCCCAAACGCCCCAGAACAGACCAGCGCACUACUCACCAACAGGCUACUGCCAAGUGCCCACUGUGCCAGGACACACUAGUAUACACACACUUGAGACGCCACCUCAUACUCACACACAGUGUGGUCCAGGACUGUGUGGACAAGCUCAUGAGUGUGGUGGCAGUGGAGCUGCCAGAGAUUCUGCAGAAAGAGACACUGCAGAUGGAAUCCCACUCAAAUAUAAAGGAAUCUCAAACAAACGAUUGCAACACAAACAGCUCUUACACGAAGGAAUCCCUCACAAACGAGUCUCAAACAAACGAAUACCAUACAAAAAAAGAAAAAGUAAUCACAGCCAAAGAUGUCCCUGCUCUUCUGACUCCUCCCUGUGAGGACCAGCACCCAGCAGAGGACAACACCUCUCACCUCCUUGAGUCCCCCAGCUCUCCCCCUUCCCCACCCACUCUUUCCUCUCUCUCCCCCAGCAACCUCCCUUCAUCCAACUUACCCCCGUCUCCUCCCAUUGAUGCCCCUCCCCCCUCUGAUUGUCAUGGUUACAGGUUUCGCAGCGGCAGGUGCAGUCUAGCGGUCCGAAGGCAGAAGAAGCUGCAGCUGCACUGGCAGUACCACGCCAUGAGGGCGGCGACAGAGUGCCACCUCUGCCCCAGACGCUGCCGCAGCCAAGAGGCCCUCCAGAGACACCUGCUCAACACACACCUACAGGACCUACACCUACAGGGUACACAUCCUGACCAGAGUGGAGCACACAUCCAACAACCAAUCAGCCUGGAGGGGGAGGAAGAGGAGGGGGAGAGUGUGAGUGAAGAAGAGACAGAUAAGAAGAAGAAGGAAGAUGAUGAGGAGGGGGAAGGAGAGCAGGGAAAGGGAGAUGAAGGAGAGGAGGAUGAAAAGGAUGACCCAGAUGAGGAGGAGGAGAGGCCCAGUUCAAGGGUUGGUGACAGUGACCAGGGUUCAAGGCAGCAGGAGGAGAAGGAGGCAGGGUCAGAACCCAACCCCAACCCCAUUCUGGAGCAGUUCCUGGACCUGGCUCGGCCCUACAAGUGUUCCGUCUGCUGUGAGUCCUUCACUCAGAGAACCAUCCUGCCGGUCCACUAUAACUCUCUGUCCCACCGAGCCAGAGCCAGACGGGUCCUGCAGGACUCCAGCCCCAGUCCCCCUGACACCCGCUGCAGCCCGGCCCCGGACCCAAGUUCCUACCGCUGCAGAACGUGUCGGGUGGCUUUCAGCCAGAGUUCCACCCUGGACAUCCACCUCCGCUCUGUACUGCACCAAACACGAGCCCGUGGAGCUCGGACCCAGCUAUCACUGAACCCCCACACCCGCCAAACCCUAGUUCCAGCCUUGGUGCAGACCACUGCCUCCAGCCGUUCACCAGGGGGAGGAGAGGUAUCUACCAGGGGAACCCCCCCAACAGCCACCAGAUCAGCCCCUUCCUCCCCAAGUCCCUGUUCCUCCCUCAGUGAAGCCCAGCUGAGUGUGGGUGUCUCUGGGAAGGCUGAGGGCCACCAGGCUAAGAGGCGGAGAGUAGAGGACCUGACAGCAUCUGGAGGACAGCAGUUACUCCAACAGCAGUUAGCCCAGGCCCAGAUGCUACAACAGCAACAUAAGUUAGCCCAGGCCCAUAUACAGGAACACACAGCCCUCCUCCAGCCCCAGCUCUUUAGUCCAACACUGCUCCCGCACCUCCCCUUACUGCAGCAGAACCUCUUAAAGCAGUUCCUCCCUUCAGCAGCAGAGAGUCUCCAACAGAGGAACCUCCUCUCUCCCCUCCAGUUCUCCCCAGACAGCCUGUUCUCUCUACAGCAGCAGAUGCUCCAGUCCUUCUACCUCUCUGGAGGUCUGCAGCUCAACCCUAACAUGAACAUUAGUCAGAUCACCUCAGCCCUCUCUCUCCAGACCAUCUCUGCCUUCUCCUCUCAGACAAAUGGGCUUAAACAUCCCUCUCCAAAGCUGGUGACAACUAGCAUCCAGUCUCUAGCCCAGCCCCCGAAAUGUGAGACCCAGGCUGAGACAGCUGACAGUGACUCCUCCCUUCACCAGGCGGAGAACGAGUCAAACCCAUCCUCCUCUCCUGAGGGAGAUGGAGAGAUGCAGGAGAGCGAGAAGAGGGAUGGAGCAGAGAAGGCCCUCAGAGUUCUGCUGGAGAGAUAUGGCUGGGAGCUGGCCCUGCAAUCCAAUCAGAGCAGACAGAGACAACAGAACAGAGAGACGGGUGGAUGCCUGGAGGAGGAGAAGCAGUGUGGAGAAUGUGGGAAGCGGUUCUCUGACUCUCUGAUCCUGAAGAGCCAUCAGGAGUUUGUUCACCAGCAAAUGAUCACUCCGGUAGUGUUGGAGACGUUCUCCAGACAGUACAGGCUGCAGUAUGACUGCCUCUACCCCCUCACACCCUUCCCAGUGGGGGACAAUGAUAAUACUGUUGUUGCACGUCUAACCCCAGCCACAGCACCUGUACUUGCACCCUUACCCCCAGCACCAGUCUCAGAUUCAAUCCUUGACCAAGCCCAAUCCCUCUCCCAAACCUCAGCCAUAGGUCCAGAUCAAGCUGUACCCACCACACCAGCAUCUGUACCUGUAACCCUGUACACAGACCAAGCCCCAGUUAAUUCCUCCUGCCCAGCCCAAGCCUCACCAACACCCUCUCCUCCUCCACCCUCUUCCCAAACACAACCACUUCCAGAGCAGCAGCAGGACACUAUGACAUCGACAACCACCCCUGCACCCUCUCCAACUAUCAUACCCCAGUCUAAUCUCUCCAUGCAUUUCCCCUUAUCCCAACUCCCCCUGCCCCCUCUUCCUUUACCAAGCCUCCCCACUCUUCCCUUCCACAUAGACCUCUCUCUCCUCCCCCUUGGUCUAAUGCAGCCCAUAGCACUCCAGACUAUGCUUCAGUACCAGUCCCUGUUAUCAUCUGGCCACCAACCACCCCUAUCCCUAUUCACCAACGCUCACUCCACCCACAAACCAUCUCUACCCUCAUACACUAACACACACUGUGCUCCUAGCCCAUCUCUAACCUCAUACACUAACACACACUGUGCUCCUAGCCCAUCUCUAACCUCAUACACUAACACACACUGUGCUCCUAGCCCAUCUCUAACCUCAUACACUAACACACACUGUGCUCCUAGCCCAUCUCUAACCUCAUACACUAACACACACUGUGCUCCUAGCCCAUCUCUACCCUCAUACACUAACACACACUGUGCUCCUAGCCCAUCUCUACCCCCAUACACUAACACACACUGUGCUCCUAGCCCAGCCCUGCCCUUUCUGAAGCGUAGGCUGGAGGAAGGGACACCUAUGAGGGAUGUGAUGGACGGUGAGAGAGAGGAAGAGGGAGAGAGAGAGGGUGAUGAGCAGAGGAGGGAUAGGCGCCAGAGGACCACCAUCAGUGCGGAGCAGCUAGAGGUUCUGUACCAGCGCUACAGUCUGAACUCCAACCCAACCCGCUCUGUACUGGAGGGCAUCACCAGGGACACAGGCCUGAAGAAACGUGUAGUGCAGGUUUGGUUCCAGAACACCAGAGCUCGUCAGAGGAAGGGCCAGCUCCAGACCCUGGGGAGAGGAGGAGGUCUGUGUCUGGGUGAGAACCACAGGCGCUGUCCGUUCUGCAGGGCUCUCUUCAAGGCUCAGAACACCCUGGACGCCCAUGUCAGGGCCCACCACUGUUCACAGACUGACAGAGCUGCCUAUGGCUCAUUUAAUCAGAUGGGUCCUGCAGAUGACUCCAGCUUCUCUCACAACCAUUGAUCCUACAGAGACAGGGAGGGUCCCUCUCUCUCCAUCCAGCCUUUUCCCUCUCUCUCCCACCAUCCUCUCUCUCCCUCCCUCCAUCCCUCCCCAAACCCAUUUCAUCCCUCCCCAAGCCCAGGGGGCGCCCCCACUGAGAGAAAAUACAUUUCUGGGAAAACCGAUUUGUCCUUUGACCUGAACAAACCCAAAAUUGAAGAGGAGGAGAAAGAAGAGGAAGAGCAUCUGUCAGUAAAAAUAUUCCCUUCGUCUGACCAGGCUCAUGAGGGUAACCGUAGCAAUCUGUUGUCUCAGGGAUACAAUUAUGGAAUGGCGAGCUUCAACGUUCAAGACUGACCAGAACACCAGUCCAAGUCUGUCUGAGUGUGGAUAGGCAUGUACCAAGACAGCAGCAGAGGCAGCGUACCCAGAUGACCCACCAGCAGGUUGCCCAACUCCGUCUGCUACAGGGAGCAACCCAGCCCCCUGCGGUGUGAGGGCCUGGGGCGGCAGCUGGGCCUGGCAUGCAGGGUAGUGCAGGUGUGGUUUCAGAAUAACCGGGCCAACGAGAAGAGGGCCAGGAGCCUUAGAGUCGACCUAACCACAGGAUAGAGAGAAAGACUGCAGAGGACAGGGGAGAGAACACAGCCAUAAACCAAGUGCAUGUCAGUCACAACAAUAAACCAACCACACACACAGCCAUGAACCAACCACACACACAGCCAUGAACCAACCACAUGCCCAAGAAGCCAAAGAGCAUUCUACCAGUGUACCUCACCCCCUCCUCAGCCCAAAAACAUCACAAGGCAGACUUCCUAGAGCUUUAAGACACCACUCCUCUGUUCCUCCCUCUCUCCUCUCCUGUCCGAUACCUCAGGAGUUAACCCCUCCAUGCCAACAGAUGUCCCUGUCGAGGCCAUAUCAUCUGGAGAACCAGGAAAUGGUAUGUAACCUUCCCACUUCUGUUUAAAGACUUUACUAGUGUUGUAGUUCUGUUGCAAGUACGAACAGAUUCUUUCAAGAUAGUCUAAGAUGUUUGGUGUAUAGAACGUUCAUUCAAAGUAAAAGAACUGAAAGAAACAAAAGCCUCUACGGAAAACAAAAAUAAAGAAUAUUCUUCACAUAGAGCUUCUGCAAAGACUGGCUUGGAUUCCAAAGCUUGUAACCAAAACCUUACAUGUCCUUGGAUUGUGUUGUCAACAUGGUGGUUUUCAUUUCCUGAACUGCAGUACAGACCAUACAGUGAAGAGUAGAUCUGAGACCGGUGUAGUACUAGGUGUGUACCAAAGGACUGACUGGUCUAUGUGGUGCCGAAGCAGACCUCAACCUUCUCAAGCCUAUGAUGACUCUAAUGCACAUGUAAAUGUUCCUUAUGUGGAUAAUAGGCCAAAUAGCACUGAGCUAAGUCCACUUUGUCCUUUAAGAGAGACGUCAUAUAAGAAGCUAUUUUGAUCAUGUCCAACCAAUAUAUGUCACAACAACUCCAACCAAACACUACACAACAUUGUUUAGUAAAUGUUAAUGAAUAUGAAUAUUAUGGAUUGACGGUUGUUGUUAUGCUUUGAUAAGACAAGUGUUAUUUAGUGGUUUAUGAGAACAUAAUGUAGGCGUUAUGAUGUGGAGUUUAGGUAAGAUGUUACCACGCACUCUAACCAUCUCUCUCUCUGUGUAUGACGUCUUCUUAUUCUCUCUGUAUUAAUAUUACUGUGGUAGUUAUGAUAAUAAUAACAGUAAUAACUAUGAUAAUAUAUAAUGCUUUAAAACACAACCCAAAGACAUAAUAACACUGUAACCAGUGGUGCAUAAAGCCCACAAAAACAACUUGAAAAGUUAGCUUGAUAAUGUAUCAUUGAAUGAUGGGAAGAAGAGUGACUGUAUGAGAACUGCUGUAUGAGAACUGCUGUAUGAGGUAUAAGAACUGCUGUAUGAGAACUGCUGUAUGAGAACUGCUGUAUGAGAACUGCUGUAUGAGGUAUAAGAACUGCUGUAUGAGAACUGCUGUAUGAGAACUGCUGUAUGAGGUAAACUGCUGUAUGAGAACUGCUGUAUGAGAACUGCUGUAUGAGAACUGCUGUAUGAGGUAUAAGAACUGCUGUAUGAGAACUGCUGUAUGAGAACUGCUGUAUAAUAACUGCUGUAUGAGAACUGCUGUAUGAGAACUGCUGUAUGAGGUAUAAGAACUGCUGUAUGAGAACUGCUGUAUGAGGUAUAAGAACUGCUGUAUGAGAACUGCUGUAUGAGAACUGCUGUAUGAGAACUGCUGUAUCUGCCUCUUCACCAGGCCACUGGUGACUGUAUACUGAAAUCUCCAUGAAACCUACUACUGUACUAGGAUGGAGUAGCAUUUCUCAAAGCCAAACUCCCCAGGCCCUAGUGCACUGGGUAGAUGAGUACUCAGUAGGGAACCAAACCCCAGUCCCUAGUGUACUUGGUAGAAGAGUCAUCAGUAGGGAACCAAACCCCAGCCCCUAGUGUACUUGGUAGAAGAGUACUCAGUAGGGAACCAAACCCCAGUCCCUAGUGUACUUGGUAGAAGAGUCAUCAGUAGGGAACCAAACCCCAGCCCCUAGUGUACUUGGUAGAAGAGUACUCAGUAGGGAACCAAACCCCAGUCCCUAGUGUACUUGGUAGAAGAGUCAUCAGUAGGGAACCAAACCCCAGUCCCUAGUGUACUUGGUAGAAGAGUUCUCAGUAGGGAACCAAACCCCAGCCCCUAGUGUACUUGGUAGAAGAGUUCUCAGUAGGGAACCAAACCCCAGCCCCUAGUGUACUUAGUAAAGUACUCUACUGAGUAGGGAACCAAACCCCAGUCCCUAGUGUACUCGGUAGAAGAGUUCUCAGUAGGGAACCAAACCCCAGUCCCUAGUGUACUUGGUAGAAGAGUUCUCAGUAGGGAACCAAACCCCAGCCCCUAGUGUACUUGGUAGAAGAGUAUUCAGUAGGGAACCAAACCCCAGUCCCUAGUGUACUUGGUAGAAGAGUUCUCAGUAGGGAACCAAACCCCAGUCCCUAGUGUACUUGGUAGAAGAGUUCUCAGUAGGGAACCAAACCCCAGUCCCUAGUGUACUUGGUAGAAGAGUUCUCAGUAGGGAACCAAACCCCAGCCCCUAGUGUACUUGGUAGAAGAGUUCUC